AUGUCUUUUCCUAAGGCGCUACCUGAUUGGAACAACCUCAAAGUGAUUCACAAGAACACCCUUCCACCACGGGCGCACUACUACAGCUACGCUUCAGAGGAACGGGCCCUCAGCUUCAAUCGCGAUAAGAGCGAGUAUGUUUCCCUCAAUGGUACAUGGAAAUUCCGACACGAUGCCUCUCCAUUUGAAGCACCUGAGUGGUCCACCGCUAAUCCCUUGAGCUGGGACGACGUUCAAGUCCCAGGAAUGUGGCAGCUCCAGGGUUAUUCUCAUCCGACUUACACCAACGUCAACUAUCCGUUCCAUGUGAAUCCUCCAAAUGUGCCGCUCCUCAACGAGACUGGAUCUUACUGGAGGCAGUUUGUAACUCCUUCCACGUGGAAAGAACAACAGAUCCGCAUCCGCUUUGAAGGCGUUGAUAGUGCAUUCCAUCUCUGGGUUAACGGAGAAGAAGUUGGGUACUCGCAAGGUUCACGCAAUCCUAGCGAGUUUGACAUCACUUCCCUACUCAAACCAGCCGGCUCUGUGAAUACCCUCGCGGUGCGCGUGUACGAAUUCUGCGAUGGCUCAUAUAUUGAGCGCCAAGAUCAGUGGCUUCUCAGCGGUAUCUUCCGAGAUGUUGGCUUGCUCGGCUUUCCGCUGGACUCAGUGGUUGACUUCGACGCCGUUCCAACGCUUAGCGAAGAUCUGUCUACAGGCCAGCUCCUCACCAGCGUCAAAAUACAAGGACAAGAUGCCGAUGUCCAGGCCAAGUUAUAUCGACCAGAUAGCUCGCUACUCAAGGAGUUCAAAUUCUCUUCUAAAGAGUCCGGCACUAUCAGUGUGUUCGGGGAUGACUUAAAGCUGUGGUCUGCCGAAGAUCCUGUUCUCUAUACCUUGACUGUCACCUUCAACGGCCGUACAAUUCCCCAGCGCAUUGGAUUCCGACGCAUCGAGCAAGAAGGCGCAAACUUCUUGGUCAAUGGCAAGCCAAUCAUUUUAUACGGCAUGAACCGUCACGAGCAUCAUCACCUCCACGGCCGCGCCGUGCCGUAUGAAAAUAUGCGUGCGGACCUCAUUCUGAUGAAGAAACACAACAUAAACGCUUUGCGAUGCUGUCAUCAACCCAAUGAUCCCAGACUAUACGAAGUUUGCGAUGAACUUGGUCUUUACGUGAUGGCUGAGGCAGAUCUCGAGACUCACGGCUUCGAUCCCGUGGAGCGGUCCAAUAUUCUGAACCAGCACCUGAUGACAGAGCAUGAAAUCCAAGAAAAGUCCUACAAGAUGGCCACCAAGUGGACCUCCGACAAUUUGGAAUGGAAGGAUGCUUAUCUUGAUCGUGCGGUUGAGCUUGUUCAGCGCUUCAAGAACUUCCCUUGUAUCAUAAUGUGGUCCCUUGGAAACGAAGCGUUCUACGGCCAGAACCACGCGAGCAUGUACAAGUGGAUUAAAGAGGCUGACCCCACUCGUCUCGUUCACUAUGAGGGUGACCGGGAGGCUAUCAGCGCUGAUUUGUACUCCACCAUGUACUGGAGUAUCGACGACCUGAAAAAGCACGUCAGUGAGAAGCCAGACAGACCUCUGAUUCAGUGCGAAUACGGACAUGCCAUGGGUAACGGUCCAGGUGGAUUGAAAGAAUACAUCGAGGCAUACCGCACCGAAAAGCUCCUCCAAGGCGGUUUCAUCUGGGAGUGGUGUAACCAUGGCCUUCUCAAGAGAGACGGUGAGACUUCGUACUAUGCAUAUGGCGGGGACUUUGGCGACGAGCCCAAUGAUGCAGACUUUAUCCUUGAUGGAAUGGUAUUCUCGGAUCACACACCAACUCCAGGCCUAACGGAAUAUAAAAAGGCGAUUGAACCAGUCACAGUGACACUGAAGGGGGGUAGCCUGGAAGUGGUAAAUCACUAUGACUUCAAUACCCUCGAUCACCUGUCCAUCUCAUGGCACGUUGUCAAGGAAACAGGAAACACUGAGGCAGUACCAUGGGAAAUCCCCCAAAUCAAACCCGGAGAAUCAAAGGUGAUCGAUCUGCCCGAGGGCGUGAAUUUGGGCUCUGAUCAAAGCUGGCUCACCAUCAACUUCAGACUGCGAGAGCCCACAUCCUGGGCAACCCAGGGACACGAGAUUGCGUGGGCGCAGAUCCCUUUAUUGGAUGACCAAAAACUCGCAAUCUCUCCAAGAAUAUCCUCACCACAGUCCACAAUGUCUGUUCAGGAGGGACCAGGCCGGCUAUACAUCAACUCAAACAGCUUCAGCUCCCACUUCACUUACGACCUGAUUCGAGGUGAUCUAUCAUGGUCAACUGAUACAGGAAAAAUCUUCAACAGCGGACCACAGCUAGGAAUAUACCGCGCCCUGACACAGAACGACGUCGGAUUCGUGGGACCUCAUAUUGAAUGGGAGCGCUUCCGUGUGAAAAGUAGUCACAUGCUUGUCGAAUCCGCCAACUGGCGUGUUAACGACGAUGGGAGCGUACUCAUCACCACCAAAGUCCGUGUUGGACCUACCGUGCUAGAAUGGGCAUUCGAGGCUGUUCUCACUUACACUAUCACGGAGGCGUCAGUGUCCUUGCAUGUGAAGGGUGACUUCACAGGAACACACCCAAAAUACAUCCCAAGAAUUGGUCUCACUCUCCGGCUUCCCCGACAAUAUGAUGCUGCUACAUGGUUUGGCAGAGGACCCGGUGAAUCUUACCGUGACACGAAGGCAGCUGCACGGUUCGGAACGUACACGGCCUCUCUUGAGAGCGGUCUCCAGACGCCAUAUGAAUGGCCGCAGGAGAAUGGUAAUCGCAUCGAUACACGCUGGGUGAGCGUUCACUCCUCGCCUGCAGAUUCGUCGUAUGCUGCCUCUGCUGGGGCAGUUGCACCUACUCCAGAGAUCAAGGCGUCCAUGGAUGCACCGUUUAGUUUCUCGCUUCGCAAAUAUGCGACGAUGGAGCUUGACCGCGCGAAGCACCCCUAUGAGCUCUCGGAGCUGAAUAAUGAGACAGAGCUAAAUAUUGACUACGCGCAUCAUGGAAUUGGAACAGCCAGUUGUGGACCUGGUGCUUUUGAGGGCAAUAGGCUCGAAGCUGGGGCGUUCGAGUUUACUACUAGCUUUAGUCUUGUUGGUUGCAAAAAGAAGCGAGAAGCCACCAGCUGA
Penicillium concentricum is the source of this 3123-nucleotide messenger RNA. RefSeq lists its product as uncharacterized. The transcript is spliced from 2 exons. Gene Ontology annotation, cellular component: beta-galactosidase complex. The record is from RefSeq and is a predicted model, not a curated record. Gene Ontology annotation, biological process: lactose catabolic process. Bases 1 to 3123 code for a protein of 1040 amino acids. Gene Ontology annotation, molecular function: beta-galactosidase activity; carbohydrate binding. NCBI's taxonomy places the organism in Eukaryota, Fungi, Ascomycota, Eurotiomycetes, Eurotiales, Aspergillaceae.